UUUAUCCCUCUGACUGGGGCCAAUAACGGAGCAAAGGUUAUUACUGCAGCAGGACGGAAACAAUGCUGAGGACCCACCCACCUCUGAGGCUGCUCUCUCUGCUGCUCUCUGCUACGCUCUUCCUGGAUCUCAAGUCCGCAGCUGAUAAGUUCUAAAGAUGAGCUACCCAGGAUACCCUCCUCAGUCCGGUGGAUACCCACCACAGGCAGGAGGUUAUCCACCUCAACAAGGGGGCUAUCCACCUCAACAAGGGGGGUAUCCACCCCAAGCAGGCGGCUACCCACCCCAAGCAGGCGGCUACCCUCCCCAAGCAGGCGGCUACCCUCCUGCAGCAGGUGGCUACCCCCCACAGGCAGGCGGCUACCCACCCCAAGCUGGCGGCUACCCUCCCACAGCAGGCGGUUACCCUCCAGCAGCAGGAGGCUACCCUCCCCAGGCAGGUGGCUACCCUGCACCAGCUGGAGGCUUCCCUCCUCAGGCAGGAGGAUACCCAGCACAGUCUGGCGCAGGAGGCUAUCCCUCCAUGCCUCCAGGAGGUGGAGGCUGGGGUGCAGCACCAGGCGGCCAAGGAGCGCCAGGAGGGGCUCAGCAAGGAUACCCAGGGGGCCCCGCUCCAGGCCAGCCCAUGCCAAGUUACCCCGCGACUAGUCCCCAGAUGCCUGCGUAUGGAGGCGGAGUUCCAUCCAACCCUCAGGCACCUGCCAUUUCUAAAGGAUACAGGGGCUCUAUAAAAGACUUUCCAGGGGCCGAUCCACUCAGGGACGUUGAGGUCCUUCGAAAAGCUAUGAAGGGUUUUGGCACUGAUGAAAACGCCAUUAUUGAACUCCUGGGAAGUCGUACCAACAAGCAGAGAGUCCCAAUGGUAGCAGCCUAUAAAACAACUUAUGGGAAGGAUUUAAUCCACGAUCUGAAGUCUGAGCUCACUGGAAACUUUGAGAAGCUGGCUCUUGCCAUGCUGAAGAGCCCUGCGUACUUCGAUGCAUCUGAACUCAGAGAGGCUAUAAAGGGUGCAGGAACUGAUGAAGCUUGUCUGAUUGAGGUUCUUUCAUCACGCUCCAAUGCAGAAAUCAAUGAAAUCACCAGAGUCUACAAAGCUGAGUACGGGAAGAGCCUGGAGGACGCCAUCAGCAGUGACACCUCCGGUCACUUCCGCAGACUGCUCGUCUCCCUCUGUCAGGGAAACCGUGACGAAAGAGAGACUGUUGACAUCUCACUGGCCAAACAGGACGCUCAGAAACUGUACGCUGCCGGGGAGAAUAAAGUAGGAACUGAUGAGUCCCAGUUUAACGCCAUCCUGUGCGCUCGCAGCAAGCCUCACCUCCGGGCAGUCUUCCAGGAGUACCAGCAAAUGUGUGGGAGAGACAUCGAGAAGAGCAUCUGCAGGGAAAUGUCUGGCAAUGUGGAGUCUGGCAUGGUGGCUGUGGUGAAAUGCAUCAAGAACACUCCCGCCUACUUUGCAGAGCGGCUCCACAAGGCCAUGAAGGGAGCAGGGACCAAGGACACCACCCUAAUCCGCAUCAUGGUGUCCCGCUCUGAGAUAGACAUGUUGGACAUCAGACAGGCGUAUCUGCAGAGUUACGGAAAAUCACUGUACACUGACAUCUCGGGUGACACCUCUGGUGAUUACAAGAAGCUGCUGCUCAAGCUGUGUGGAGGUAGCGACUAAAGGAAAGGAAGACGAGUCUUCGUAAGGACAAACCAUAUGUCCACACUGAAUUGAUGUUAUAGGACCGUAUAUCACAUCUGAUGCAUGCAGUAAAAGUUUUCCUAUGACACCAGUCAAUCACUAUUACUUUUGUAUUCUUUGCAGUGACACGAUAGAUAUUUUUGCCACUGUAUUGUAGAUGAUGCCAAAUAGUAAAUAUAUAUUAGUAUGAAGGUUUUUUUAAAAACAGUACAUGUCACUAAUGGGUAAAAGAUGGAGUCCUAAAGCAAAAAGUGGGUGCUGAAAAUCUCAUACUUGAUUAAGAAAUUAAAUAUAUAACUAAACUAACUUUAUUAUAGAAUUUAAAGCCUCUAAAAUGCAAGUAACAUGAACGAUUAUUUGGAGGAGCGGUAGAGUUUAAGAAAAACUAAACAGAACAAGGUGAGUGUCUCAUUUAUCUAACAUACAAAGUAUACAAGGAAAUAUUUAGCACAUUAUACAUGCAUUAUAUCUGUGUUACUGAGGUAAAGUCCACCUCACCGCCAAGCAAUUCAACUGUGUACAUGUGAAUAUAUACAGUGUCGUGUGAGACUAUUAUGCAAGUUUUCGCAAAUUGUCUAUGACUGAAUCUCUCAGAGAAUACAUAUGAGCAUUUAGUGGGUGUUAAACAGGCCACAGUUAAGUUCCAGGUUGUUUGUGAAUGUAAGAAAUAAUCUGCUAAAGGCGUCUCCUUUAUCUUUUAAAGUGUCCAUAUUUACUAACCAGAUUUGUACUUCUAGUCCUGCUUGCAAGUCUAUGCAAAUGAGCUUGUUCACUUUAUAUCAGCUUUAUGAAACUCCUCUGUGCUGUUGUUGAAAUUUAAACCAUUGCAAUCAUAGUUCAACAUUUGCAGCAACUACGUUUACACGCACAAAAUAUUCCAAAUUUUGCCCUCUAAUUAGAUAAAGACAAUAUUUCAUUCAUAUUUUAUUUACAUGACACAGUCUUGCUAACGUUUGGCUAGUUGGUUUGUGUACAACGCAUCUAUGACAAUGCACGGGGCCAACUGCGGUAAAAACUCGCAGGAGGGCUGGAGCUUAUCCCAGCUGACAUUGGGCGGGAGGGGGGUACACCCUGGACAGGUCACCAUAUUUUCGCAGGGUUUACACAUAGAGACAGACAGCCAUUCACACUCACAUUGACACCUACGGGCAAUUUAGAGUCACCAAUUAGCCUGCGUGUCUUUGGACUGUGGGAGGAAGCCGGAGUACCCUGAGAAAACCCACACUGACACGGGGAGAACAUGCAAACUCCACACAGAAGGGCGUUCCCAAUAAUGCUCCAAAAACUGGAAUAAUACCAGCAUAUUCCAUGCGUCAAUCAGAAAUUGCUUGGAUUAACUCCUAAUUCGGAAUAUACGAAUGUCCUGUAUCAAAUUCAGAAUAUUGUCAUAUAAUCGUGCUAAAAGUGGAAUAUUAGUGUGCGUGUAAACGUAGUUCAUGUUGCCUUUUCUCUGAAUGCUGAAAAGCCAAAGCCUAAAGACAGAUUAUGUUGUGCCUUUCGUCCAGGGCUGCUGUUACUGAGCUAGUCGCUGUUUCACUGUGGUUUAUCCUGCAAACAAUCUAUAAUCAUACCUGCAUGGCUGCAGAUCUAUUUCUCACACUGUUUAUUUCUCAGUAUUUGGUGUUUUUUUACAGUUCUUUACUGGUUUGUAUGUUGUGCUGCCAGUAGAGGGCUCUUGAGUCACAUGAAGUGUCAUCUCAUGUUCUGCCUUAGAGUUUGAACUGAAUAUCUGUUGCACUAACUCCUCUUCGCAGUCAUUCUUGUAACAUGAUGACGGUUGAAAUAUAGUUUUCUAACAUUUCACCAUGUGAUAGUCCCGGUCUUUUGAAAUGUACAAACAGCCACUUUUAAUUUCAAUAAUAAAAAAACAUUUUGGCAUA
Molecule: messenger RNA, 3567 nt
Organism: Epinephelus lanceolatus (giant grouper)
Lineage: Eukaryota; Metazoa; Chordata; Actinopteri; Perciformes; Serranidae
Gene: anxa11b
Product: annexin A11b
Biological process (GO): cytokinetic process; phagocytosis
Cellular component (GO): plasma membrane; nucleus; vesicle membrane
Molecular function (GO): calcium-dependent phospholipid binding; calcium ion binding; phosphatidylserine binding
Source: RefSeq, a predicted model, not a curated record